This is a messenger RNA of Loa loa (African eye worm), 387 nucleotides long. RefSeq lists its product as hypothetical. Bases 1 to 387 code for a protein of 128 amino acids. The transcript has 2 exons. Lineage: Eukaryota; Metazoa; Nematoda; Chromadorea; Rhabditida; Onchocercidae. The record is from RefSeq and is a predicted model, not a curated record.
AUGGAGCGUCACAAGCAUAAGACAAUCUGUCUGCCUUUUCUCAUAGACGUUUCUGAUGUAUAUGAUGAAUGGAAAUGUAUUGGUAUUUCACAGGCGGGAAGAAAUAACUACAAAAGUGCCAGAAGAAUUAUGAUUGAAACAUUAAGGCUUAGGGCAGUACAAAAUAUUUGCCAAGAGAAUAAUGACAAAUGCCGAGAGCAGAAGUUAUUUAUGUUCCUUAUCUUUAUCUUAAUGCUUUUUACAAUUCUUUCGUUAUCUUCAUGCAACUAUUUCUAUUUCAAUACACUUCUCUUGUUAUUUUCAUGCAGUUAUCCCUGUAAUGAUAAUGAUAAUGAUUAUGGUAAUAAUAAUGAUGAUGAUUAUGAUUAUGGUGAUGAUAAUAAAUAA